GUCAGGAGGCAGAGAAAUAAUCAUAUGCUUAUUACACACCAAGAGAGCAAUACACACGUGUUAUGGCUGCUAUAUGAUUCAUUAUUAGCACGUUAACUAUUUAUUGUUGCUUAACGUUAGAUGCGGUGGCUAGUCAAAGUGGAAUGAAGACUAAUACUGAAGGCAACAACACUGGCUCCUUGUCUAAACAACUAGCUAGCUAUGUAGCCGCCGAGCUAGUUCAUCGGCAACAUAGCCAUUUACGUAGGUUAGUUAGCUAGCUAGCUAGCUAGCUAGGUAAAGCUACUUCAGAAAGCCUUGGUUUAAAAAAAAUAAAUAAAAUAAAUUCCUGGUCCGCAUUAAGUUUUCUUCUCGUGGAAAAUAAGCUCACACAAUCAAAGCGCCGGUCUCCAGUUACACCUUGACCCGAAAAUGGCCACGGAUCCACUCAUCUGGUUUCUUGUAGAGCCCUGAAGAAAUACAAGACCUUAUCACUAGCUUUAUCACUGCUUUAUGCAGAGUGUGCAACCCUUUCUAAAGCAGCCCAGUUGUUUCUUAAAUGGGGGGAGAGUGUCAUCACUCCUUUUUUGGUCCAUUACUUUUCCUAGUCCUGUGUAAAGCUUUAUCCCAUGAACAUAGCGUGCCUUCUCCUGACCCCUUCAGUUUGUGACAAUCACUUGAUCAGAAGGCUUUAGUGAUUAGUCUGCAAAUCACAAUAAAUCAGUCGCUCAUUUAGUCAGUUAUGAACGGCUCCUUAUUAACCCCUCCCAGCCCACGGGCUGCAGCAAACUCAUCCCCUCUUCCUCCAUCGCCGUCUCCCUCCCCUUCUCCUCCGUCUCCCUCAUUGCUGCCCCUUUCUGUGCGUCCCCCACCUUUACCCCCUCCAGCUUCUGGCCAGCCUCUGUCUUCCCUGUCUGAUACACCAACUCCCUCACCUUCUCCCUGCCUUAGCUGGACCGAGUUCUGUGAGCUUCACGCCCGGGUAGCUGCUGGCGAUUUUGCCCGUCACUUCAGGGCCUUUCUCCUGGAGAAUCCACAUUAUUCCCCCGAUUCUGCUGCUGCUUUCUGCCGCCGCUUCACUGACCGAUUUGUUCGGCAUUUUGAGAGCGAACUUGAGGGAAGCAGUGCAGUGAGGGAGGGUACAGGGAUUUGGGUCACUCAGUCAGAUGGCACGUCACUGGAGGAAGAGCCGACAUCUCCACCACUUCUACCACCUGAUGCUGCUGCAACCUGCCUGCCCACACACAUCAGGGCUCCGCCCAAGCCACUUUCAGCUCGGCAGGGACUGGACACUCGAAGUGCGGAUAGAUUUCAGAAUCCCACCGUUUUCCAGGACUCUUAUGCUCCUGCGCAAAUUCUGCCACCUUCUUCUUCUUCAUCUUGUUCAUCUUCAAUGGGCGGGAACAACGGUAGACGGGAAGAUAGGUCAUUGAUGGUUAAGAAGUAUCCUGGCCACUUGCCUGAUAAUGGAGACCUGGAAGAAGAGGAGGACAGCUGGGUGGGGCCAGUGACGGGUGAGGAGGUGGAGUCAGAUGAGCUAGUGGGGAAGGACUGCGAGGCAGAGGGUAGUACUCUCACAGACAGACCUGACGGCAGCCUGACACCACUAAGCCCUGCUUCCGGGGGACCGCUAAACUCUGGGUCAAAGGGCAGCAUCCCGGGUGCAGGUGGUCACUCCAAAAACAAGCUAAAGAAACGCUUCUCCCUGCGCAACGUUGGCCGCAGUGUGCGGGGCAGUGUGAGAGGUAUCCUGCACUGGCGGAGCUCAUCUAGUGACGCGCCUCAAAGUUGUGGCUCGGCUAAUGCCACGCCGCUGCCCUCCAGCUACAGCUACACCAUGGGCCUGCAGGAUGCCAAGAGGAGCAUUCAAGGUGCCCCAGCCUCACUCCCCGUCUCCCUUUCUCUGCCCCUCUCACUCCCUCACUCAUCCUCCUCCUCCCUGCCGCCGUCAUCCUCCAGCAGCGCCACCUCUCUCUCCCUCUCUGAAGCUCGUGAUCGGAGGAGGAGUAACGGAGAAGGAGAGAAGGAGAAAUGGACCCACAGGCUGGAGAAGCUGCGCCUGUCCCGCUCUCCACCACCAAACCUACAAGCACCUGUGGGACCCACAUCAGCCUUGUUGCCUUCUGCCCUACCUUCUAGGAAGACAGGCAGACUUGUACGUGAGGGAGGAGUGAACGUCUGCUCCUCUGCAGAUGAAUUUACUGGCUCUCAUGGCUUUCCGGGCUUCUCUUUCGGGUUGCUCCACCAUGGCAUGGACAAUAACAAUGCCGUCUCUGCCGUCUCCAGUGCGGACCAAGCGGGUGGAAUGCCUCCUCCAGUCACAGGAGGGGCAAUUGCUGGACGGGGCACUCGCUGGCACAAGUGCCGACUGGUUCUCAAGGAGAGAGACAAGGAAGGAGGCGAGAGAGGAGAGGAGUACUUCCUGGAGUUUUACAUCCCUCCCAAGGCCUCCAAGCCCAGACUGACUAUCCCAUGCUGCUGCAUCUUAGAAGUCAGGAGCACCACAGCUCUUGAAGUGCCAGACAAAGAAAACACUUUUCUUCUGCAGUUGGAAGGACAAGUUCAGUAUGUCAUUGAGACCAGAGAUGCUGUUCAGUUGAGAGCUUGGCUGAGUGACAUUAGAAACGGCAUCUGUCUGAGCGAGCAGGAGGAUAUCGAGGGAGUGUGUGGUGGAGCACAGACAGACCUCAGUAGCACACCGGAAUUCAGUGACCGUCUGUCCCAAGUGUGUUAUGGUGGGGUGGGUGGUUCUCCGCUGCUGGAGCCUCUUCCUCCCGAGUUGCCACCCCGCGCCCCUCUAGAUGAACCCGAUGGUCGACUGCUUGGUGGAGGCGGAGCUAGUCUUGGCAUGCCGUUCCCAGAGACACCCGAUGCCACAGGAUCCUUCCUGUUCUCAGAGGGCUCCACAGCAGAGCCAGUGGAGCACUCAUUAAGUGAGUGUCAGUGGUUCCAUGGCACCUUGUCACGGCUGAAGGCAGCCCAGCUGGUGCUGGCAGGCGGCUUGGCGAGUCAUGGCGUCUUCCUCGUGCGCCAGAGUGAAACGCGGCGUGGGGAGUACGUCCUCACCUUCAACUUCCAGGGCAAAGCGAAGCACCUGCGCCUUUCUCUGAAUGAGGACGGUCAGUGUCGCGUGCAGCAUCUCUGGUUCCAGUCUAUCUUUGACAUGCUGGAGCACUUCCGGGUGCAUCCCAUCCCCCUGGAGUCUGGGGGCGCCUCAGACGUCACCCUCAUCAGCUUUGUGGGCUCCACGGCUAACCGUCAACCAGGCCGGGACAGGGCAGGCAGCCGGCCCACAGUCUGUGAUGUCAUCACCACGCGCCACCCUGACUCUCCAUCAACCCCCAUCUCUGACUGUGUACAUGACCAGCAGACCCCGUAGCCCCCCUCAGCCCCCGCCUCCCCCCCUCCCGCCAGGGCGCCCUCCACCACCCACACCACCGCAGGAGCGUGUAACUGAUGUGGAGGCUGUAGGAGGAGGAGGAGCAGCCAGCGGGCCAGAGGAAUGUGAGGAGCGCGAAAGGGACGCGCCCCUAAGACAGCUGGAAGGAGCAGAGGCCGAAGAGAGAGAGGGAGGCCGGGCCCGAGCCAUCGACAACCAGUACUCCUUCUUCUGAGGAACAGAAGAGGAGAGCCAGUCACAAUCAUCACACUGGAUGGUACUCGACCACCAUGUGGUGCUAUGAUUUAUACACAGAUCUUUCAGAUUACUUACCCAGCAGCACACAUUUUCCUGGUACGUUUGUUUUGUUGUCGUUUUUUUUUGUGUGUGUUUGUUGUUUUAUCAUUGGAUCAGCUGCCACUGAUGAACUAUGAUUGUUGCAGUUUAUUUCAGUGCUAGACUUCAGACAGGACUGCUGCUUGCAAAAAUAACCCAAACUCAUCUGUGAGUCAGAGCAGAUAUAAAACAUCUCCAUGGACAUCAUUACCUCGGUGCCCUCGAGCUGUAUGGGUACGACUGCUGAUCUGAGACCUUGGAAUCCUUAAUAAUGAAAUGAAUUUAAAUUGGCUGAUCCCAGAACAGCAGUCUUACAGUGAGAUGCUUGAGGUGUAUGUGCCCUGUUGUCUCAUCCACUGCUUUGCUGAAGGGUGCGCAGGGGUGGUUGGAAGAUUAUCUUGCAAUCAAAUCACAGUUUCACAUCUGCAACAUGCUGAUAUUCCUACCAGUCUUUCACUUUGAUAGCUGUGUUUCAGUCACUUCAUUGGAUCUUGUUUUGAUAAGUGGUUUGAUUAAAAAACAACAACAACAACAACAAAAAAAACGGAAGGCAAAUUCAUCUGGUCACCAUCAGACUUGACUGGGAAUUAAAGAUGUGUGUGCAUGUCCAUUUCCAUUGUGAAAAUAAUUUAUUUUAUACAGUGAUACGAUUGACUGCUGGUCAAAGUCAAAGCACAGGUGACAAGUGAUUUGGUUCAAAAGUCCUGAACCUGUCUCUUAUGUCAGGAGACAAUCUCUUCCCUCGCUCUAUAUUUCUCAUUCUUUGUCUAUAUUCAGUAGCUGCAUUUGAUUCAUCUUAGCUGUCUUUAUGACGUCCCCUCAGUCUAUCAUCUCUCUUCUCAGUCUCAGCAUUCUUACACACACACACAUCUGCACACUGUUUUACUUUUUUGUUUGUUUGUUUGUUUGUUUCAAGGGUUGAGUCCAGAGGAGGGAGAAUGUUGUUCAUUUACACGAGAAUUAGUUUCUUAUUGAAUAUGACUAUAAGGAAGACCGUGAUCAUUGAUAGUAAUAAUUGUCUAAAAAAAUAGUAUUAAUUUUAUUUUUUAUGUUGUUUUAAAAAUGCCUUUGUUGUAUGUUGUUUACUCUAUGUAUGCAUAUUAUUGUUCUCCAGACUGAGUUUCACAUUUUUGUGCCUUUUUUUGUAUAGCUUGCCAUCUCCCUCAGCCUGUCCCACACUAAUUUCUUCUUUGCCUUGUUCCAGUUUCCCCAUAUUUCAAGAAAGUGUUUUGGAAAGAAAAAAAAGAAAAAAAAAAGACCAGGACAAAUGGCAAUUAACUCCCUGUGCCUUCCCGUGUCGUUUUGUCAUCGUCAUCAUUCAUUCUGUGCCAGUCAACUUUGAUUUUGUCUCCUUGCCCUUUCCACUUUACUCCUUCAUCCACAGCACCCACAUCUCAUCAUCAGAUCCUUGUCUUUUUGUAGUCACCUUCUUGCUGUUUUUUUUUUUUAAUUUGUGUAUUACCCUUACACUGAUUAUUUUAUUCUCUUCCCCUUUCUUUGACUUUUGAACUUCUAUAUGUGCCUUUUAUCUCUCUCUUUCUCUCUCUUUCUCUCUCUCUCUGUGCUGGGACCGUGUGUUGAGGUGGACUGUGUUGUCCACUCUGUGUAAUUAGUUUCAGGUACUACAAUGAAUUUAAUAAUAAUAAUAAUAAUAAUAAUAAUAAUAAUACAUGACAAUGGUGAUAUAAAUAUACUGAAACCUG
Messenger RNA from Ictalurus furcatus (blue catfish), 5397 nucleotides. It is a transcript of the gene sh2b1, whose product is annotated as SH2B adaptor protein 1. Gene Ontology annotation, molecular function: transmembrane receptor protein tyrosine kinase adaptor activity. Gene Ontology annotation, biological process: intracellular signal transduction. Gene Ontology annotation, cellular component: plasma membrane. The record is from RefSeq and is a predicted model, not a curated record. The coding region runs from base 722 to 3358 and encodes 878 amino acids. The transcript is spliced from 12 exons. Lineage: Eukaryota; Metazoa; Chordata; Actinopteri; Siluriformes; Ictaluridae.